AUGGCUACUACUGCUUCUCCAAUGGCCAGCCAGCUCAAGAGCAUCUUUGCCUCAUCUUUAGCAAGAAGGCUUGUCAUUCCCAGAGGCAUAUCUGGAGCUCCAUUUAGAGUUUCUCCCACCAAGAGAAGCUUCACUGUCAAAGCUGUUCAAUCAGAGAAGCCAACUUACCAAGUGGUUCAACCAAUCAAUGGAGAUCCCUUCAUUGGAAGUCUUGAGACUCCCAUCACAUCAAGCCCACUGAUUGCAUGGUACCUCUCCAACUUGCCCGCCUACAGGACAGCAGUCAGCCCACUUCUCCGCGGAAUCGAGGUUGGACUGGCUCAUGGCUUCCUCCUCGUAGGUCCAUUUGUCAAGACUGGUCCACUGAGGAACACAGAGUAUGCAGGUGUAGCUGGAUCUUUGGCUGCAGGUGGUCUAGUUGCGAUACUAAGCAUUUGCUUGACCAUGUAUGGAAUUGCGUCAUUCAAUGAAGGAGAGCCAUCUAUUGCCCCAGGUCUAACCUUGACUGGUAGGAAGAAGGAGCCUGACCAGUUGCAAACUGCAGAUGGAUGGGCCAAGUUCAGUGGAGGAUUCUUCUUUGGUGGAAUUUCUGGUGUCUUCUGGGCAUAUUUCCUUCUCUAUGUCAUCAACCUUCCUUACUAUUUUAAGUAG
Messenger RNA from Dovyalis caffra, 651 nucleotides. Lineage: Eukaryota; Viridiplantae; Streptophyta; Magnoliopsida; Malpighiales; Salicaceae. The record is from the annotation of a GenBank genome assembly.